AUGUUGCAAAAUUCGUCAAAUCUGACGUAAGAAUUAUCAUUCUGCGGAUAAUGCUUCCGCGUGUUUUCAAUUUCAACCAUCUUCCCUAAUGCUCAUUUUUCAUCUCGAAUUUGAUCAAUCAUGGCUGCCAUUGAAGCAAUCUUCUCCAUUUUCUCUUCCUGCCCUUCUUCAGCUUCAACUUCCGAUAGAUACCCUUUACAAAUUAGACCUUCAAGCUCCCUAAAAUUGCCCACUUCCACUCCCACAUUUUCUUUUCCCGUCGAAUGCUCUCUGUGUUUACUUUCUCCCGUUCUUAGCAAAAAAACAAGCUUUAGGAUUCGCUCGGCAGUUGAGGAAGCUGUAGUACCAGAAGAAAAGACAGAGCCAAUCGAUGAUAAAAAACGGAAGCUUUUUGUACUCAACUUGCCAUGGUCUUUAACUGUUGAGGAUAUCAAAACCCUCUUUGGUGAAUGUGGCUCUGUCUCCGACGUUGAGAUUAUAAAGAAGCAAGAUGGAAAGAACCGGGGCUUUGCUUUUGUUACAAUGGGUUCUGGAGAGGAGGCUCGGGCCGUUAUUGAGAAAUUCGACUCUUUUGAAGUAUCUGGUAGGAUUAUCCGAGUGGAAUUCGCUAAAAGAUUCAGAAAACCCACUCGUUCAACUCCUCAAGGUACUGCCCAAGCUCCCUCCGGCCAACAGACACCUCAUGUGCUCUAUGCUUCAAAUCUUGCCUGGAAGGUGAGGUCUAGCCAUCUCCGAGAAUUCUUUUCUGCCAACAAUCCAGUUUCGGCAAGGGUGGUGUUUGAUAGUCUUUCAGGAAAAUCAGCUGGUUAUGGCUUUGUCUCGUUUGCCUCAAAAGAGGAAGCAGAGGCUGCCCUUGCUUCUUUGGCGGGCAAGGUAAUCACAAGAGUGUUGAAUUUAUGAUUAUUUUUGUUUCUUGAAUUUUACGUCCAGAAUACAUUGGAAUAUCUGAAGAUUAAAACUAGAAUGUCUUAACAAAUUAGUAUGCUACUCACUUUACUGAGACUAUUCAUUUCGGGUGGCAUUGCAAGUUUUCUCUAUUCUGUCAGUUAUAACAGCGGAGAUAAUGAAAUUAAAAGGACAAAUACAUAGUAUUCAAUGUUGUACGACCCACUCUGAGUUGGAGAAAUGUAAUGGCAUUGACAUUUGGGUUAAUUAACUUGAUAGCAUUAGUCUUGGACAAGGAGAAAAAAGAGUAGCUGUAAACUGUACAUCGUGAAAAUCUGUUAUUCUUUUAAAUGUCAUAGAGCUGUUAAUACAUGAUGUUAUAGAUAAUGGUUAUCAUGCUACUUUUGGCAUACGUGCCUGUGUCUACGUGUGUGUGUGGAGAACUUUCUGUGUACCAUUGUCGACUGCACUGUAACUAAUGACCCUAUAUCAUCAAUACAAGCUGCUUGAAGCACCCAACUUUGUCAGUGAUCCUUCCCAAUUUGUGAUUAAUUACCCUCCAAUAUAAGCUGUGCUAUAUGUGGGCUUGUACUGUUAUGUCCUCUAUACAUAAUAAAAACCUAAAGCUAGAAAGUAAUGUCUUCAACUAUUGUGACUGUCUGGAUAUGGAGUUCCAAGGCUUUAAGGCAAUCUGCUAGAGCAUUGACAUAUUCUAUAACUGCUUUCCUCCAACAUUUUUGACAAGCUAAACUCCGAGCUUAUUGUUAUCUUUGUUGCAAUGGCUAUCUUCACAUAACUUUCAUCUGGUUUCUUGUCUUACUUCUUGUGCUGUUGAAAUUACAUUUAUUCACGGAGCCCAAGUAUUUUCAGAUUUUUCUCCAGCAUUCUCCCAAUGCCUUAUUUAUCCCUUCCAGACGAUUUAUUUUCUUAAGCACAAAACACUGCACUCUUUCUGCCCAUCCAGAAUUGCCGGAUAACAUAUGCUUGGUUUAUGUAGUAUCUCAGGCUGGCCACUUUCUAAUUGUCUCCUUUUGCUAGUUAUCAUUAGUUACAGUGUAAUAAAAUCUUGUGGCGAAAAAUCAUUACCCUCUGUGUCUCAUUAUUUUACUCCGUAUUAUUUUUAAUUAUAUAUUUGUUGUAGGAGUUAAUGGGCAGGGCAGUACAAUUGAGAUUCAGUGUAAAGAAAGACAAAGGAUCUGAAGACAAAGCAGAAGAAAUGCCGGACGAACGGCAACCUGGAGAUCAGUAGCUUCAGACUGUUGUCUUCUGAUUUUUUUCCUUGUGUAGAGGGGUUGAAAGUGACUGGCCUUUUAUCAUGCACAUAAACAAUGGUAGCUCUCUACUUAACUUCAUUUUUACAUUUUCUUAUAUGAUCCCGUGUAAGUACUUUAGACACAAAGUUUAUGGCUCAUUUACAGUGUGUAAAAUAGUUUUCCUAGAACUGUAUGUAUACUCCAUUUAUUAUUCUGUUUAGAAUUUUAGAGUUAACAAUUUUCCCUGUAUCCCAUCAAUUCAAUGAUCUUUAAUACUUCUGUGUCUACAUUGGUGGGUUUUUAAUGUUUAUUAUUCCACGGUAGUUGUAUCGUGUAAGAUAUAAGAGUUCAUAAUAUUUUUAGAAUUGAUACGUGCUUCCCGUCCUAAGAUAAGCGGUCAAGAUGUUGAUUAUUUUUCUGUUUAUUGAUUUACUGCAUUACAAAUAGCGAAUGUGGAAAAUAAAUUUUUCUUUCAGCAUGAAGAUUGUAGGACCGGAGACGGCCGACAAGUCUUAGAGGCUUAAGAGCACACUUGGGGAAAGGAUAUUUAAGAAACAGAGUGUAUGGACCAGAGAAAGAUAAAAAAUGUGCAAUGCCCCUCCAAAGGUUUUGUUGCAUGAAAUAUAGUAGUAGUAUAAUGCAAAGAUCAUGAAGAGAGGACAGACAAAAUUAAUGUACUCGAUGCCCUGCUUUAUCUUCCAAUUGAAAAACGCCCGGACAAUGCUCAUUUCAUGAUAUAAUUCACUUGUGUGUGUGUGUGUGUGUGUCUCUUUCUUGAUUGUUGAAUUGAUAAACUGCACUUGCAUCUUUCUUUGCCAUCAUGGAGUUUGCUUUGUAGUUUUUAGUGGAGGGCAUUAUUUUGUUCUGCCCAGGCGUGAGGGGCUUAUAACUUGUAGCGCCGCGCACACAAAUUAGAAUUCUUUUUUUUUUUUU
This is a messenger RNA of Oldenlandia corymbosa var. corymbosa, 3071 nucleotides long. The record is from the annotation of a GenBank genome assembly. NCBI's taxonomy places the organism in Eukaryota, Viridiplantae, Streptophyta, Magnoliopsida, Gentianales, Rubiaceae.